AUGACCACAGAGAAAUCGACAACCAUGAGCCUCGACGAGGAGAGGCAGGCUUCCGAGUCAAGACAACCGUCUAUUGAGACAUCUUUAACUGCCAAUGAUAUAGAAACGCCAGAGGUCCGCGACGAAGAAGCGAACGGAGAUAAGGCUAAAGGUGGUUUGAAGGAAGAAAAGUCUGUCGAAUACCCGAAAGGCCUGGAAAUGUUCUUCAUCAUGCUUGCGCUCGUGCUCAGCAUCACUCUCUGCUCUCUCGACCAGACUAUCGUCGCAACCGCCGUCCCCAAGAUUACCGACCAGUUCGGCCGCCUGCAAGAUAUCUCGUGGUACGGCUCUGCAUACUUCCUCACCCUCGGAGCAUUCCAGUCACUUUGGGGCAAGAUCUACAAGUUCUUCCCACUAAAAACAAGCUUCCUAGUAUCCAUCUUCAUCUUCGAACUCGGAAGCUUAAUCAGCGCUGUUGCUCGUAACUCGACGACUGUGAUUGUCGGGCGUGCUAUCGCUGGCUUAGGCGCCUCGGGUGUUGCCCCUGGGGUUUACACUAUUCCUGCUUUCAUUGCUGCGCCCGAAAAGAGAGCUACAUAUACGGGUUUCAUCGGAUUAUCAUAUGGUAUUGCUGCUGUUGCUGGGCCACUCAUUGGUGGAGGACUUACAGAUGGGGCGAGCUGGAGAUGGUGCUUCUACAUCAAUCUUCCAAUUGGCGGUCUGGCUAUUCUCGUCAUCCUUUUCACCUUCAAGACUCCAGCAGGGGUCAAGGUCGUCGACGCUACACUCAAGGAGAAGCUUUUACAGAUGGACUUUAUAGGCACGGCGUUGGUCAUGGGCGCGUCCUUGUCUUUGCUUCUGGCACUUCAAUAUGGGGGAGUUACUCAUGCGUGGAACUCAAGCGUCGUCAUCGGCUUGCUUGUCGGCUUCGUUCUGAUGAUUAUCGCUCUGAUAUUAGUAGAGUUCUGGCUGGGAGAGCGUGCAAUGUUAACCCCACGACUCAUUUUUCAAAGAACAGUUUGGGUCAACGCUGUCUGGAGCUUCUUCUUCGCUGGAUCUUACUUUAUAACCCUUUACUAUCUGCCAAUCUACUUCCAGAGCAUCGAUAACCAGAGUCCUAUCGGCUCAGGUGUACGAAACAUUCCUCUCAUCGCGCUUUUCAGCGUGGCGACAUUUGCAUCUGGCAAAGCCAUUACAAAGACGGGUACUGCGGCUCCAUAUCUGGUGGUCAGUUCGAUCAUCGUCACGAUUGCCUCCGGUCUUCUCUAUACCCUCGACAUUGGGACGUCGACGGGCAAAUGGGUUGGAUAUCAGAUCUUGGCGGGUUUUGGAUAUGGUGUUGGUCUCCAGGUUCCUGUUGUCAUUUCGCAGGCGUUCGCUGCACCCAGUGACAUGGCUCCUGUGACUUCUAUCAUCAUAUUUUCUCGUACAAUCGGCGGUACAUUCUUGAUCACCGCUGCGCAAUCUGGCUUCAUCAACCAGAUCCUUCAGAAGCUGUCCAGCACUGCGCCUACAGUUGAUCCCACCUUAGUUACAGAAACUGGCGCCACUACUCUGCGACAGAACUUCUCCGGCGCUGAGCUGAAUGGUAUCUUACAUGCUUAUGCGUGGGGCAUCAAAGUUGCUUUUGCAAUUACUAUUGCGGCUUGUGGCAUCACAGCUAUUACGAGCUUGUUUACCAAGUGGACGAAUAUCCACCAUAAGAAGCAGAGCUUAUAA
Fusarium subglutinans is the source of this 1698-nucleotide messenger RNA. RefSeq names its product major facilitator (MFS1) transporter. Gene Ontology annotation, biological process: transmembrane transport. The record is from RefSeq and is a predicted model, not a curated record. Bases 1 to 1698 code for a protein of 565 amino acids. The transcript is spliced from 4 exons. Gene Ontology annotation, molecular function: transmembrane transporter activity. Lineage: Eukaryota; Fungi; Ascomycota; Sordariomycetes; Hypocreales; Nectriaceae.